Messenger RNA from Panonychus citri (citrus red mite), 1524 nucleotides. Its product is annotated as 28S rRNA (cytosine-C(5))-methyltransferase-like. NCBI's taxonomy places the organism in Eukaryota, Metazoa, Arthropoda, Arachnida, Trombidiformes, Tetranychidae. Gene Ontology annotation, molecular function: methyltransferase activity. The coding region runs from base 168 to 1481 and encodes 437 amino acids. Gene Ontology annotation, cellular component: nucleolus. The record is from RefSeq and is a predicted model, not a curated record. The transcript has 4 exons. Gene Ontology annotation, biological process: rRNA base methylation.
ACGUUUUGUUUGUGUUGAUGUUUCAACUCACAUGUUACAUUUAAUUGUCUCUUAAUUGUUACCAUUUAUUAAUUUAAUUUGCUUUUUUUUAUACCUCAUUAAGCAACGUACUUUGUUAAUUAACUAUUUUUUUUCUCUAUGUUUGGUUAAUUAUUUCAGUUCAAAAAAUGACAACUGAUUUAACUACAAUUGAAACUAAAUAUCGGGAAGCUGCUUUGAUUCUUAAACGAAUUGAUACUAAAAAACUGAGCUUGAAAAAAUGUAUCUCCAAUUUAUCGGAUUCUCUUUCUCCCUUGGAAAAGAAAGCAAUUUAUGCUUUAGCUAUCAAUGCUGAAAAGAAUAAAGAAUCCAUCAAUAAGAUGAAAAAGUUCUGUAUUGAUGAAAGUCAACAGGCUCUUGAUCCAUAUUUGUUAUCGGUGUUACUUGGAAAGUUAAUAUUUGAACGGAAAGUUGCUCUUUACUCUUUACCUCAAGGAAUUGCUGAGACUGAUUUUAUUGUCGAGCAUAGAAGGAAAUUAGCAUCAAUGAAAGCCCGUCAGCAAGAAACUCAAACACAUAUUUAUUUGCGAAUAAAUAAAUUGAAAACUCAGAUUGAAGAGAUAAUUCCAGUUCUACUUUGCAAUGGAUUUAAUCACAAUGAAACGAAAAGUGAUUGCUUUGAAACUUUUGUGACUAAUUGUCAUGCUUUAAAGAUGAGGAGUUUCAUGAGAGAUUUUCAUUUUCAAGAUGAGCUUCUUGUAUUCCGACCUGCUGCCACCAAAUACUUGACAUGUUUGGACAUUUAUAAAUCGGGAAAGAUAAUCAUCCAAGAUAAGGCCAGUUUAUUAGCUGUUAAAGCCAUGGGAUUACAAGAAAACAUGAACAUACUGGACGUUUGUUGUGCUCCUGGAACCAAAACCGCAGCUAUGGCCGCUUGUAUGAAAAACGAAGGUCAAAUUGUAUCAAUUGAUAGAGAUUCAAAUCGAUUGGGUGAAAUGAAGGUUCUAUUGGAUCGACUUGGUGUUAAAUGUUGUAAAACAGUUCAUGGUGAUUUUAUUGAAAUUGCUUCACAGUAUCUUGGUGAAGAUAUUGAUGUCCUUCUUUUAGAUCCUUCAUGUUCCGGAACAGGGCGGCCCGAAAUGUCCAGAGAUCAGGUUGAUACUCACAGAAUAGGUAAACUCGCCGGUUUUCAGACUCUCAUGUUGAAAACAGCGUUCACUUUGGGAGCCAAGAAGUUACUCUAUUCAACAUGUUCAGUUGAUAUGUUUGAAAAUGAAGUGGUCAUUUCAACUGCAAUGAAUGAAUCACCUGAAGCUGCUAAUUAUCAGAUUGUUGAUCCAAUGCCUGAUUGGCCUAUGAGAAGUGAAUCUACAUUCCCGUUUGCAGAUAAAGUAAUUAGAUCGGAUAAAUCACUUUUGACCAGAGGAUUUUUCUUCUGUUUAUUUGAACGAAUUGAAGCAAAUGUCAAAUCGAAAGGAAAGAAACGGAAAAACAAAUUUUAAAUUUUCCACAAUUUAUCUAAUUAAAAAGUUGUAAAAUUAACAA